This is a messenger RNA of Oncorhynchus gorbuscha (pink salmon), 1554 nucleotides long. RefSeq lists its product as uncharacterized. The transcript has 8 exons. The record is from RefSeq and is a predicted model, not a curated record. The coding region runs from base 213 to 1520 and encodes 435 amino acids. Lineage: Eukaryota; Metazoa; Chordata; Actinopteri; Salmoniformes; Salmonidae.
CCUUCAAAACACAUGACGGUAAUUCAUUAACAUUACUGUUACCAGACAUAGACUUAAUAGCUUUCCAAAACUUUCUAGGGUCUGUAACGAUUGUCGUCGGGAGAAGGAGAAGAGGACCAAGGUGCAGUGUGGAAUUCUGUAGAAGCAGCCUUUAUUUUCAGACUCUGCAGGCCUGCUGGGAGGAAACAUAUUACAAUAAACAGAAGAAGCUCAUGAUCCACUAUCUGCUGCUCCAGAGUCGAGGUCAGGUCCCACCCCAUGUCACCACGGAGCACAUGAGCAACUGGCUGGUGUCUCAGGGCAAAAAAUCCCUUAGGGAGAGGGUGUGGAAGGAAACCCUGGAGGAGGGAAACGACCUCGCUCGGGUGGCCCGGGAAGUAAACACUUGCCUAAAAAUGAUGGACAUAGAGCACGAGGCUUUCUGCAAGCUCCGCCGCUCCAUGCACCCCUCCUCGCCAGCUGACAUCGAUCCUAAGGUCCACAGCAUCGUGGAAAGAGCUGUGAGAAGCAUUCUGGGCGAGCAGUCUAAUGAUCCCUGUAGCAACCUGUUCAGCCCAUCUCAGGUGGUGGUGGAGGUGGUGCCCAGGCUCCUCCUGGCCCUGUGGCUGCAGCCAGAGGAAGGACAUUCAGAGCACCCAAUCCUAAUAAGCGGGAUGGCCGUGGGCAUGGUGGCGGCUGUAGUGGAGAAGCUCUCCUGCAUGUUAAAGGACCCUUCCCCUCACAUCCCUUUCUCCCGGGCUGCUGCUUUUGACUCUGUGCGGUCGAUCCUCGGGAGAAUUAGUCAGUCCUUCUCCACCGAUGACCUGCAGAGCCCUCUUUAUAUGAGCUCUGUCUGUGCCUUUGUGGCGGACGAGGUGCAGAGCUGCUUCCAGCCCCCUGCAGCCACCCUACCAGUCCCCCCUGUCCUCGCGGUGGCUGUUUCCACCACACUACCAGCUGACAUCCAAGCAGAGGUUGUGAACAUCACCCCAAAGGCAAAGGCAGACACGGCUUGUUCCCACCUGGAGGUUGUGGACAUCACCCGUAAGACAGAGGCAGAUCUGGCUUCUUCGCACGUGGAGGUUGUGGACAUCACCCGUAAGACAGAGGCAGAUCUGGCUCCUUCCCACCUGGAGGUUGUGGACAUCACCCGUAAGACAGAGGCAGAUCCGGCUUCUUCCCACCUGGAGGUUGUGGACAUCACCCGUAAGACAGAGGCAGAUCCGGCUUCUUCCCACCUGGAGGUUGUGGACAUCACCCGUAAGACAGAGGCAGAGCCCAUCUCUUCCCUCUUGGAGGUUGUGGACGUCACACCUGAAGAAAGGACUCUCACGAUGGCCGUCUUCGCCACUCUGCCAGCUGACAUCCAAGCAGAGGAUGUUGCUGUGGUCAUCCCGGAUGUCACCCCACACGUCACCAAGGACGUGACACUGGAUGUUUCAUGCAGAGCUAGGAAAGGGGCAGUCCGGCGAUUAUUUUGCAGGCUUUGGAGGGCAGUGUGCUGCUGCGCCUGCCACAAGGAAGAGGAGGAACAAUAUUAAUUAUUCAUCACACCUUCAGAAAAGGGAUUGAACC